CACUUGGGAAUGUUGACCCGCCAUGGCCGCAAGUUACUGGUUCCUCACCAGGCGCAUAUUUGUUGAGAGCGAAGAUGGUGAGUCGUGGUACUACUCAUCUCCAGCACAGCUGGACGAGCUGCUAGAGUCUCUGGAUCCCACAGAGUUUGAGGCGCCACUGUGCCGUGAGAUCAACGACUUCAAGGACGAGAUCAUCCGCCAGAUGGAGCUCACGGAGGAAGAUCACAAACCAGCACAAGGGGAACAAGAAGUCCUACCUGGAGACAGAGAACAAUUACUUAAUGAAAAUGCAGAAGGAAAGGCAAAGAGAGACGAUUAAAAGAGGAAGAAGAAAAGAAGGAAAAAGAGAGACAAGAGGAGGAAGAGCGCAAGGAAAAGGAGAAGAAAGAGGAAGAAGAUAAGAAGAAAAUGGAAGAGGACCAAAGAGAGAAAGCAAGGCAGGAUGUUGAAGACAUGGUGCGGAAGAUGCAUUGAAGAAGCGGCCGGGAUGGUUCCUGGAGAUCCUGACCACAUUGCUGAGCUAGCUGUCG
Molecule: messenger RNA, 530 nt
Organism: Homalodisca vitripennis (glassy-winged sharpshooter)
Lineage: Eukaryota; Metazoa; Arthropoda; Insecta; Hemiptera; Cicadellidae
Product: nucleosome-remodeling factor subunit NURF301-like
Exons: 3
Coding region: 23-319 (98 amino acids)
Biological process (GO): regulation of transcription by RNA polymerase II
Cellular component (GO): NURF complex
Molecular function (GO): RNA polymerase II cis-regulatory region sequence-specific DNA binding
Source: RefSeq, a predicted model, not a curated record